Molecule: messenger RNA, 336 nt
Organism: Ilex paraguariensis (yerba mate)
Lineage: Eukaryota; Viridiplantae; Streptophyta; Magnoliopsida; Aquifoliales; Aquifoliaceae
Source: the annotation of a GenBank genome assembly
AUGUCUCUGGCAAACACAGGGAACGGCUCUUCCCUUCUCUUCUCUCUCAGUCUCUUCACUUCUCACACCCAGACAGACAGGCAGCGAGUCAUUUACACAAAUCCAUGCCGAAGACAGUCUGCGAGACAGAAUAACCACUUCAAACGUCUUCGGUUUUUUGCCAUAGCCACAACCACUUCAAACGUCAUUGCAGCCACAGCCACCACUACAACCACAACCACCACCACCACCGAGUUCGCUGCAGUCACUGCCACUGCCAAUCACAAGAAGAUCAAAUCCAAAAGAGUCUCCUUCCUUCACCAAACAUACUCACCACAUGUUCGACGAAAGUUCUAA